AGUGCCUUUGGCGCACUGAGGUGCACAGGGUCCCUUAGCCGGGCGCAGGGCGCGCAGCCCAGGCUGAGAUCCGCGGCUUCCGUAGAAGUGAGCAUGGCUGGGCAGCGAGUGCUUCUUCUAGUGGGCUUCCUUCUCCCUGGGGUCCUGCUCUCAGAGGCUGCCAAAAUCCUGACAAUAUCUACAGUAGGUGGAAGCCAUUAUCUACUGAUGGACCGGGUUUCUCAGAUUCUUCAAGAUCACGGUCAUAAUGUCACCAUGCUUAACCACAAAAGAGGUCCUUUUAUGCCAGGUUUAAGCGAUUCUCCUGCCUCAGCCUCCCGGUACCCAAGAAUUUUAUACCUUCAGAAGUACUGCCAAUUUGGACUAAAAGAUUUUAAAAAGGAAGAAAAAUCAUAUCAAGUUAUCAGUUGGCUUGCACCUGAAGAUCAUCAAAGAGAAUUUAAAAAGAGUUUUGAUUUCUUUCUGGAAGAAACUUUAGGUGGCAGAGGAAAAUUUGAAAACUUAUUAAAUGUUCUAGAAUACUUGGCGUUGCAGUGCAGUCAUUUUUUAAAUAGAAAGGAUAUCAUGGAUUCCUUAAAGAAUGAGAACUUCGACAUGGUGAUAGUUGAAACUUUUGACUACUGUCCUUUCCUGAUUGCUGAGAAGCUUGGGAAGCCAUUUGUGGCCAUUCUUUCCACUUCAUUCGGCUCUUUGGAAUUUGGGCUACCAAUCCCCUUGUCUUAUGUUCCAGUAUUCCGUUCCUUGCUGACUGAUCACAUGGACUUCUGGGGCCGAGUGAAGAAUUUUCUGAUGUUCUUUAGUUUCUGCAGGAGGCAACAGCACAUGCAGUCUACAUUUGACAACACCAUCAAGGAACAUUUCACAGAAGGCUCUAGGCCAGUUUUGUCUCAUCUUCUACUGAAAGCAGAGUUGUGGUUCAUUAACUCUGACUUUGCCUUUGAUUUUGCUCGACCUCUGCUUCCCAACACUGUUUAUGUUGGAGGCUUGAUGGAAAAACCUAUUAAACCAGUACCACAAGACUUGGAGAACUUCAUUGCCAAGUUUGGGGACUCUGGUUUUGUCCUUGUGACCUUGGGCUCCAUGGUGAACACCUGUCAGAAUCCGGAAAUCUUCAAGGAGAUGAACAAUGCCUUUGCUCACCUACCCCAAGGGGUGAUAUGGAAGUGUCAGUGUUCUCAUUGGCCCAAAGAUGUCCACCUGGCUGCAAAUGUGAAAAUUGUGGACUGGCUUCCUCAGAGUGACCUCCUGGCUCACCCAAGCAUCCGUCUGUUUGUCACCCACGGCGGGCAGAAUAGCAUAAUGGAGGCCAUCCAGCAUGGUGUGCCCAUGGUGGGGAUCCCUCUCUUUGGAGACCAGCCUGAAAACAUGGUCCGAGUAGAAGCCAAAAAGUUUGGUGUUUCUAUUCAGUUAAAGAAGCUCAAGGCAGAGACAUUGGCUCUUAAGAUGAAACAAAUCAUGGAAGACAAGAGAUACAAGUCCGCGGCAGUGGCUGCCAGUGUCAUCCUGCGCUCCCACCCGCUCAGCCCCACACAGCGGCUGGUGGGCUGGAUUGACCACGUCCUCCAGACAGGGGGCGCGACGCACCUCAAGCCCUAUGUCUUUCAGCAGCCCUGGCAUGAGCAGUACCUGCUCGACGUUUUUGUGUUUCUGCUGGGGCUCACUCUGGGGACUCUAUGGCUUUGUGGGAAGCUGCUGGGCAUGGCUGUCUGGUGGCUGCGUGGGGCCAGAAAGGUGAAGGAGACAUAAGGCCAGGUGCAGCCUUGGCGGGGUCUGUUUGGUGGGCGAUGUCACCAUUUCUAGGGAGCUUCCCACUAGUUCUGGCAGCCCCAUUCUCUAGUCCUUCUAGUUAUCUCCUGUUUUCUUGAAGAACAGGAAAAAUGGCCAAAAAUCAUCCUUUCCACUUGCUAAUUUUGCUACAAAUUCAUCCUUACUAGCUCCUGCCUGCUAGCAGAAUUCUUUCCAGUCCUCUUGUCCUCCUUUGUUUGCCAUCAGCAAGGGCUAUGCUGUGAUUCUGUCUCUGAGUGACUUGGACCACUGACCCUCAGAUUUCCAGCCUUAAAAUCCACCUUCCUUCUCAUGCGCCUCUCCGAAUCACACCCUGACUCUUCCAGCCUCCAUGUCCAGACCUAGUCAGCCUCUCUCACUCCUGCCCCUACUAUCUAUCAUGGAAUAACAUCCAAGAAAGACACCUUGCAUAUUCUUUCAGUUUCUGUUUUGUUCUCCCACAUAUUCUCUUCAAUGCUCAGGAAGCCUGCCCUGUGCUUGAGAGUUCAGGGCCGGACACAGGCUCACAGGUCUCCACAUUGGGUCCCUGUCUCUGGUGCCCACAGUGAGCUCCUUCUUGGCUGAGCAGGCUUGGAGACUGUAGGUUUCCAGAUUUCCUGAAAAAUAAAAGUUUACAGCGUUAUCUCUCCCCAACCUCA
Homo sapiens (human) is the source of this 2423-nucleotide messenger RNA. It is a transcript of the gene UGT3A2, whose product is annotated as UDP glycosyltransferase family 3 member A2. The transcript is spliced from 8 exons. The record is from RefSeq and is a predicted model, not a curated record. Lineage: Eukaryota; Metazoa; Chordata; Mammalia; Primates; Hominidae. The coding region runs from base 94 to 1746 and encodes 550 amino acids. Gene Ontology annotation, molecular function: flavanone 7-O-beta-glucosyltransferase activity; isoflavone 7-O-glucosyltransferase activity; UDP-glycosyltransferase activity. Gene Ontology annotation, cellular component: membrane.